Molecule: messenger RNA, 3708 nt
Organism: Chaetomium strumarium
Lineage: Eukaryota; Fungi; Ascomycota; Sordariomycetes; Sordariales; Chaetomiaceae
Product: NAD(P) transhydrogenase beta subunit-domain-containing protein
Exons: 5
Coding region: 102-3470 (1122 amino acids)
Biological process (GO): proton transmembrane transport; NADPH regeneration
Cellular component (GO): mitochondrial inner membrane
Molecular function (GO): NADP binding
Source: RefSeq, a predicted model, not a curated record
ACCGAUACCUGCUGGCCGCCGACCUAUUCCUGCAUGUGAACUCAUGAUACCAUCUCGUCGACUCUGCCUCGGCGGCACAAGUGCUCGCGAGUUGGGUGGCCAUGAUGUCUCGAUGUUCCCUUCGGCCAGCUCUGGCCAACAUCGGCUGUCGCAUCUUGCGACCUGCUAAUCAACACGUCUGCUUCAAGAUGGCGCUCUCUGUUCUCUACUCCGGUCCUAUCCCUACUAGCACUGUCGCCAUGCGCAAGCGAGCAUUGCAUGACACGCCCUUGCGAGGCCAACCAACUUUGACGAGCCUGGCGCUAAUUGCCCCCAAAGUUCAGGCCCUGCAGCUCGUUCGGCGUGCCUCAGUUCUGUCCGCACUUCCAACCCAGCCGCCUCAGGGGAACCAGGCGCCCUACUCGACAGAGUCAUCAGCCGCAACAACUCCUACCACUCCCUUUGCAGAGCUUUGCGUUGGGGUGCCCCGGGAGACGUACCCUAAUGAACGCCGAGUUGCCCUCACGCCACAAAAUGUAGCGCUUCUCCUCAAAAAGGGGUUCGCAAAGGUGCUAGUCGAGAAGGGGGCCGGUGCGCAGGCGGACUUUCUCGAUGAGGCCUACGCGGCUGCUGGGGCCACCUUGGUCGACAAUGCCUCUGCUGUGUGGGAACAGGCAGACAUUGUACUCAAGGUGCGAGGUCCCAGCGCUGCCGAGGCCGACAUUGCCAGAGAGGGGCAGGCAAUCAUUAGCUUCCUCCAACCGGCCCAGAACAGGGCGCUGGUGGAAAGGCUCGCCUCUCGAAAGGCGACAGUGUUUGCUAUGGACAUGAUUCCUCGGAUUUCCAGAGCUCAAGUCUUCGACGCCCUAAGCAGCAUGGCCAACAUUGCCGGCUACAAGGCGGUACUUGAGGCAUCGAAUAACUUUGGCCGCUUUUUAACCGGCCAAGUCACGGCCGCGGGCAAGAUCCCACCGGGAAAGGUACUGGUCAUCGGCGCUGGAGUUGCUGGCCUCAGCGCAAUCGCCACCGCGAGGAGACUGGGCGCAAUUGUCCGCGGCUUUGACACACGGUCUGCGGCCCGCGAGCAAGUGCAGUCGCUCGGUGCCGAGUUCGUCGAGGUCGACCUACAGGAGGAAGGGGCCGGCGCGGGUGGCUACGCCAAGGAGAUGUCCAAGGAGUUCAUCGAGGCCGAAAUGAAGCUGUUCACAGAGCAGGCACGGGAAGUAGACAUCAUCAUUACCACCGCCCUGAUCCCCGGCAAAACAGCCCCCAAGCUCAUCACCAAGGCCAUGAUCGAGAUCAUGAAGCCCGGAUCCGUCAUUGUGGACCUCGCAGCCGAGGCUGGUGGAAACUGCGAAAAGACGGAACCGGGCAAGAUGAUCACAUACAGAGACGUCAAGAUUAUCGGCUACACCGAUCUCCCGUCGAGAUUGCCAACGCAAUCUUCCACUCUGUACUCAAACAAUAUCACCAAGUUUCUCCUGUCCAUGACCCCUAAGGAGAAGGAGUUCGGCAUCGACCUCACCGAUGAGGUUGUCCGAGGUGCAAUCGUCGCGAAGAACGGAGAAAUCCUUCCGCCCGCUCCUCGGCCCGCUCCGCCGCCUCUACCUGCUGCGCCAGCCGCCGGAAAGGAGGCCGAGGUAGUUGCCUUGACGCCGUUUCAGAAAGCCUCGCGAGAGGUCGCGCUGGUGACGGGAGGUAUGGGUACUGCUCUCGCCUUGGGCAAGCUCACUGGGCCCCUCUUCAUGGGGAACGCCUUCACUUUCGCUCUGGCAUCUCUGAUCGGAUAUCGGGUCGUGUGGGGUGUUGUCCCCGCGCUGCAUUCACCGCUGAUGAGCGUCACCAACGCUAUUUCUGGAAUGGUUGGCGUCGGCGGGCUGUUCAUCCUCGGUGGCGGCUACUUCCCGGAGACCAUCCCCCAACUGUUCGGCGCAGCCUCGGUUCUUCUUGCGUUUGUGAAUGUUGCUGGCGGUUUCGUCAUCACGAAGCGCAUGCUCGACAUGUUCCGGCGCCCAACUGACCCCCCCGAAUACCACUGGCUGUAUGCGAUCCCCGGGGUUCUCUUUGGAGGAGGGUUCAUCGCAGCGGCAUCCACCGGCGCUGCUGGCCUCGUCCAGGCUGGUUACAUGGUGAGCUCGGUGCUUUGCAUUACCUCAAUCUCCGGACUGGCCUCACAGGCAACGGCUCGCAUGGGUAACAUGCUGGGAAUGCUCGGUGUGGGCUCCGGCGUUCUUGCCUCGCUUUUGGCGGUCGGCUUCUCCCCCGAAGUUCUAGCCCAGUUCGGGGGACUGGCGGCCAUUGGUAGCAUCCUGGGCUUCCUGAUCGGAAAGCGAAUAACUCCUACUGACCUGCCCCAAACCGUGGCUGCGCUUCACUCCGUCGUCGGUCUUGCUGCGGUCUUGACCAGCAUCGGCAGCGUCAUGGCCGACGUGGCUCAUGUGUCAACGCUUCAUCUCGUCACGGCCUACCUUGGGGUCCUUAUUGGCGGCAUCACCUUCACCGGCUCCAUUGUUGCCUUCCUGAAACUCGCUGGCAAGAUGUCUUCCAGGCCCAUGAUCCUGCCCGGCAGGCACGCUCUCAACGGUGGGCUGCUCGCGACAAACCUUGCCACCAUGGGUGCUUUCGUGACGAUGGCACCUGGCUCCCCCCUCAUUGCGGCUGGCGCGCUUGCCGCCAACACCGCCAUGUCGUUCCUGAAAGGUUUCACCACUACAGCGGCCAUUGGGGGGGCCGACAUGCCCGUCGUGAUCACCGUCCUGAACGCGUAUAGUGGUUUUGCCCUCGUCGCCGAGGGUUUCAUGCUCGACAACCCGCUGCUCACCACGGUCGGGGCCCUCAUCGGGGUAUCAGGCUCAAUCCUUUCUUACAUCAUGUGUGUAGCCAUGAACCGCUCGCUCAUGAACGUACUCUUCGGAGGCAUCUCAGCCCCGGGCACCACAGACUUUAAGAUUGAGGGCAGCGUGACGCAGACCAACGUCGAAGAGACAGCCGACGCUCUCACCAACGCCGAAUCGGUCAUCAUCGUUGUGGGAUAUGGCAUGGCUGUCGCGAAAGCGCAGUACGCCAUCUCAGAUAUUACACGUAUGUUACGGUCGAAGGGCGUCAAGGUGCGCUUCGCCAUUCAUCCUGUCGCCGGCCGCAUGCCUGGCCAAUGCAACGUCCUGCUUGCUGAAGCCAGCGUGCCCUACGACAUCGUGUUGGAGAUGGAUGAAAUCAAUGAUGAUUUUGGCGAGACAGACGUCACGCUCGUCAUUGGCGCGAAUGAUACGGUAAACCCGAUUGCGCUGGAACCGGGUAGCCCGAUCGCGGGCAUGCCGGUGCUGCAUGCGUGGAAGAGCAAGCAGGUUGUGGUGAUGAAGCGAAGCUUGGCCAGCGGUUACGCGGAUGUCCCUAAUCCGAUGUUCUACAUGCCUGGAACCAGGAUGUUGUUUGGAGAUGCCAGGGUUACGACGGAAGCUAUCAAAGCAGCCAUCGAGGCUCGGCUCAAGUAGUAGACCCUGGAGGAUACGUCUGCACAUAUACCGCCCGUACAUAUGCACCGCCUCCUUGGUUGAUUGAUCUCGUUGCUAGAGAAAGAUCAUCUCGCAUGCAUCAUCAGCUUGCAUUUCAGGCGCGGAGGAGACUAGAGGACUGACUUAUUGUCUUCUUGGAUUUCUUUUCUUGGGACCCUCCGUCGUCCGCUUUGGCAGAUACCUUUUUGGUCUUAAGUCGUUGCUCGCCUAUCUAAGU